Messenger RNA from Gorilla gorilla gorilla (western lowland gorilla), 11867 nucleotides. RefSeq names its product C-type lectin domain family 2 member D (gene CLEC2D). The record is from RefSeq and is a predicted model, not a curated record. Lineage: Eukaryota; Metazoa; Chordata; Mammalia; Primates; Hominidae. Bases 11231 to 11803 code for a protein of 190 amino acids. Gene Ontology annotation, cellular component: external side of plasma membrane. The transcript is spliced from 6 exons.
AACUUCAGUAAAAAUCCACUCUCUCUUUAUAAGCAGGAUCCAAUUGGAAACAUUGUUUAUAUUGCUAAGGUUUGGCUUGAAAUGUCAUAUUUAAGAAUGUGCAUAGAGGCCAGGGGUGGUGGAUCACACCUGUAAUCCCAGCAUGUUGGCAGGCUGAGGUGGGUGGAUCACUUGAGGCCAGGAGUUUGAGAUCAGCCUGGUCAAAAUGGUGAAACCUCAUCUCUUCUAAAAACACAAAAAUUAGCUAGGCAUCGUGGCACACGCCUGUAGUCCCAGCUACUCGAGAGGCUGAGGCAUGAGAAUCGCUUGAACCCAGGAGGUGGAGGUUGCAGUGAGUGGAAAUCCCACCACUGCACUCCAGCCUGGGCGACAGCGUGAGACUGUGUCUCAGAAAAAAAAAAAAAAGUGCAUAAAAUGCCUUGCUUCAUGAGUUCCCAGCUUUACAGGGAAUAAGUAAAAAUUGUCACUUUCUGGCAGGUUCAAGAACCUUAUUAUAAGCAAAAUCCAAAGGCUGCUUUGGUUUGGUUUCCUAGCCUCAAGAGGUUCUAAAAUCUAAGAUCUCCUACAUCAUCAACGGGAGAGAAAAAUUAUGCUUCUAAGGAAAGCAAAGUUACACCUGUUUUUAGAUUUUAACCCUGUACAUUGUCUUCAAGUCCUUGUUAUCUGCCUGUGGACUGAACUAGAUCCUGAAUUCUCCUAAGUUCCUCCAAUAUUAGGUUAUAACAGUCCUGAUGGAGUCCCCCAACCCUCUUGCCUCGAUCCUGAGUAGGGAUGCUCCAGGGACAUUCAGGUGACUUCCCCUUCUUAAAAAUCUGACCAGCUAGGGACAUUAGAUACCAGAAUUGGGAACAAACUAGAUCCAUAAGAUACUAUGGUCAGUAAUGAGAUCUUAUUGGUCAGUGACUUUUUUUUUUUUUUUAAUGGAGUCUCACUCUGUCACCCAGAGUGGAGUGCAGUGGCAUGAUCUCAGCUCGCUACAACCUCCCAUCUCCCGAGUUCAAGUGAUUCUCAUGCCUCAGCCCCUCAAUUAGCUGGGGUUACAGGCAUGUGCCACCACACCUGGCUAAUUUUUGUAUUUUUAGUAGAGAUUGGGUUUUGCCGUGUGGGCCAGCCUAGCCUCUGGCCUCGAAUUCCUGACCUCAGGUGAUCCACCUGCCUCGGCCUCCCAAAGUGUUGAGAUUACAGGCAUGAGCCACUGCACCUGGCCUGCUCAGUGACUUCUAACAUUGCUGCUGUACCUGGGUAAAUACUUCCAGUCAUAUUUAAGCGGGCUUGGAGUUGGCAAAAUCUCUGAAAGAGACAUCUUCAGAAAGCCUCCACGCUGGACUUAGUGGAUAAAGUAUCCAAUGUCCAGAUAUUUUCAGCUGGUUUCUCCUUGGUAUAGGAUUUCUUCUGCAUUCUACCCUACACAUCUUAAUGAUACCCCUCAUAUUUUGGCUAAGCAUUUGACUCCCCUUUAGAAUUGUUCUAACUUGUUUUUAACAGAUGUCUACAAGAGAUUCCCACCAUGAUCCUGCCCAUGCAAUUUUUGAGACUUUAAACUCACUCCAGCUGGAAAUAGGAACCAACUUAACCCAAGAGACUUUGGUUCACAUUUAACCAGUACUUUCCUGAAUGCCUCUCCUAAGUAAAUGGCUCUAGUUGCUCUAUUGGCCACUGCACUGCCACUAGGAUUCCUGCAAGGGAUCCGAUGGGCCCAGAGCAGGUAGCCAACCACUUCUCUGUUGGAUGGAAUGCAAUGUUGUUUGCCAGCAUGUUUGAGCCAGUCCUUCAAGAUGGAUUCUGAGUGACUAACUGGACCUAAAUUUAAAUAGCACAAAGCAGCCAUUUGCUAACUAGAUUUCAUACAAAUGCUCUGAGUUCCUGGAAAACCCACACUCCUUAACUUUGGGACUUUCAAGACUCAACUAAAUCAAUCAAUUAAAGCUCACUUGUGUCAGCUAAUCAGGGAUCAGCUGUAUUGACUAAUGAAAACUAAGCGAGUUUCAAAUUUUAACCAUUCAUUUGUGUAGAAGACUUGAUCGGGAGCCUGCGUAUGAAUACUUGCUAUAAAAUCUGAGCAUUCCCUUUGUUCUCUGGAGCAAACAAUGUUGUUAACUCUCUGUACCUUUCUCUAGAACUGGAUGGAAACAACUCCAUCUGAAAUGCAGCCCUAAUACCAGGGAACUCCUGCAGUAAAGCGCUAAACAACUUUAUUACUCUAACCAACGUUUAUGUCCCUAAUCAGCAAGAAGUAGUUAGAAUGGUCAUCAUCCCUUUCCCUCAAGAUUGAGGAAUGGACAUAAAAAGGAGGGGAUUUGUAACUGCUCCAGACUAAUCUGUUGUCAGAAAGGGGCUCUUGAACCAGACCGUGAAAGAGGGUUCUUGGAUCUCCUGCAGGAAGGAAUUCAAGGAGAGUCACAGAGUGUAGAGAGAAUAGACAGUUUAUUGAAAGCUACUCAGUUACAGAGUAGGGCAUCCUCCAAAAGCAGGAGGAGGAAUGUGCUGUCUUUGUUUUAAACUCUUCUUUUAUAGGGGUUUAAUCUAUGUAAAACCUAAGCUAUGUCUACAUGUGGGUAGGCUGUCAGUGUGACAAAAUUUAGUACUUUGUUGAUAUAAAGAAACUUAUCCUUGUCAUCUUAGUGCAUAAGUACAUCAAAGUAUGACUUUAGCUACCUUAAAAGCAUGUAUUGUUAUGUGAUAUUGGGACAUCUGGACAUUCUGCUGUCGUAGGAGUUUGUCCUUGCAGCAUUACUAAAUCUCUUCCUUAGCUGUAAACAUCUUAUAAUCGUAGGUCAUAACUGUCAAGGAAUGUGCCUUGCUAGUUUUUAGAUGGAGUUGAUUUUAAAAUAGUGUCACUCUGGCUUUCCUAUGCUCCUGCUUUCCUAACAAAUCUGGUUCAACUUUUUUUUUUUAUUCAACAUACUCUUUUUUUUCCAUGCUACCUCAUUUACAGAGUGCUUCCUAUAGAUAUGGUUGGUCUGUAUGUUUCCUUUUUCAGCUUUGAUUCUUAUUUUUUUGAAUCACACAUGCUUUAUGGGGGCUUCCACUACCAUGAGCCAUAUUUUCUGUAUUACCAGCAAGAUGUUUGGGUUUGUUUUUUGUUUUCUUUAUAUUUCAAAUUUUAUUUUAGAUUUAGGAAGUACGUGUGCAGGUUUGUUAACAUGGGUGUAUUGCAUGACGCUGAGCUUACAAUACCAAUGAUCCCAUCACUCAGGUAGUGAGCAUAAUAUCCAAUAGGUAGUUUUUCAGAACUUGCCUUAUCUUCCCUCUCUCCCUGCUCUCUUAAUUCGAAGCCUAUUUUCCCUAUCUUUAUGUCCACAUGUUUCCAGCAUUUAGCUCCCACUUAUAGGUGAGAGUAUGUGGUAUUUGUUUUUCUGUGUCUGCAUUAAUUUACUUAGGAUGAUGGCUUCCAGCUGCAUCUUUUGUUCUUUGUUCUUUUUGACUUUGUUCUUUUUUAUGACUGUGUAGUAUUCCAUGGUGUAUAUGUACCACAUUUUCUUUAUCCAAUCCACUGUUGAUAGGCAUCUACAUUGAUUCCAUGUCUUGGCUAUUGUGAAUAGUGCAGCAAUAAACAUGCAUGGUUCAACUUUUAUGGUAACAAAGCUGUGAGUUGUUCUUCAGUUGUCAUGGACCCUCACUCAGGUCAUGUAACCUGAGCAUGGACAGGUGAAACAAGUGUGCAACCACAAGGGAAACCUAAUCGUUCAGACUGAGGUACAGGGACCGAAUUAAGAAGUGGACACAGGAUGGCAGGAUCCAGGAUCCAACUGGAUAGAACUCAGGCAUCACUUCAUGGCAGGAUCCAGUCAGAUCUUGCCUCCCAGCAUCACCUUAUUGCAAGAUCCAAUCAGAUUAUUCCUCACUACCCUAUGCUUAUAAAACCUGACCCACCUCCCAGCUUGGCGAGGUACUACUUUGGGAACUUUGUCCAGUGUUCUCUUUACUUUCUGUAAGAACAAAAUCUCCUUGCUAAAUCCACCUUGUCUGUGGUCAUUGGGUUGAUACCUGCCAAGUGACUGAACCCACCUGUUGUGUGGGUAACAUUUAGAACAUAUUUUCCAUUUCUUUAUUUUCCUUGACUGUCUGCAUUGGUGUCUGUGCACCAGAUAAAACAGCUUCCUUUCCAGUCUUCACAGACAGGUCUCAGAUAGGACAACACCUUUACCAAUCAGUCCAGACAGAGGUUCUGGGUGCCACUUAAACCUUCCUGGUAGUUGAAACCACAAUGUUUGUUCUUAAUGGUCCUCAGGCAUCUAGAGUAUGCCAGGCCCUUCCAGUGCUCUCAGAUACAUGAGAUAAAAUCCAGUUCCUCAGGUAGCAGCCAGAAAAGCUGGGGUGCUAGUUAUUUGGUCUGUCUCCUUUGCUUUUCAGAGAGAAGCUGGAAGCCAGGCUUUAUCACUGCACUGAGCCAAAGUGGGGAGCAGGGGGAAGUACCCACAUGCUUAUUAAAAACCGCUCUGACAAUAUUUGAAGUAACAGGGCUAUAACAAUUAUUAUUUUAAAAGCAACUGCUGUUUUGUUUUGUGUAGCCCCAGAGGUUUAGCAGAUGCUGGGCCCUGUCAGCUCACCAAAACAGGGAAAUUAGAAACCAGUCUCUCUGGUAGUAUCUAGAGAAGUUGUGAUACCAGAUAGGUGGUCCAAACCCUUCACUCCUCAGGGAUAGACUAAGAGAUGGGAGUUCCUUCCCGAUCAUAUGGCAUUGUAUUAGGGUUGGGGGUUAUGAUCACAGUGUGUGCAAGUUUUUUCCUAUCAGUUUUGAUGUGGAUAGUUUCACACUCACCUAGGGUGCAGGAGUGGCUCAGUCAGUUUCUGGAUUUCCAAUGAUGGGAAUUUGCCUCUGUGUUGCUGUUGAAUUGAUGGUGGGGAAGGAGAGUUUAGGGCCUUCUAUUCUGCCAUCUGUGACUCUGACAGUUUCUUUUAAUGUUAAACUAUCAUACAAUCUAGUUACUACAUUUGUAGACAUUUCUCUCACACAAAUGACAACUUAUAUUUACACAAAAGCCUGUAUAUAAAAUGUGCAUAACAGCUUUAUUCAUAAUAGUCAAAACUUGUAAACAACUAUAUGUCUCACAAUGGGUGAAAAAUUAAGUAAAUUCUGUUAUAGGCAUACAAUGGAUUACUACUCAGCAAUAAAAAGGAAUGGGCUAUUGAUACAUACAACAACUUCCUUGAAUCUCAAAGUACUUAGGCUAAGUAAGAAAAGCCAAUUACUGAAGAUCGAAUUCUGUAUGAUUUAAUUUACAUAACAUUCUUGAAAUGACAAAAUGGUAUAGAUAGAGAAUGAGGGUUAUGGAUGGGUGAGUGGAGAAGAAGGGGCAGUAUGGAGAAAGGGUGGUGUGGAUCUCCGUCGUGAUGGAAGAGUUUCGUUUCCUCAUUGUAUCAAUGGCAUUAUCUUAGUCGUGAUAUUAUAGUGUAGUUUUUUAGAUGUUACCAUUGGGAGAAACUGAGUAAAGAAGAUGUGGGAUCUUUCUUUAGUAUUUCUUAGAACUGCAUGUGAAUCUACAACUAGCUCAAAAUAAAAAGUUUAAUUAUAAAAUAAAAGCUACAUGAAAUGAAGCAAAAAAUAAUUCACCCUUGUCAUGCACACAGAGUCAGAGACUGUAACAUAAUUUGCAGGAUCUAGAGCAGAAUACAAAUGUAAAACAUCUUGUUAAAAAAUUAUUAAUAAUUUUGAGACAGUGAUAAAGCAUUAAGCCGCCUGUGGGGCCCUUUAAGCAUGAUAAACUGUGCUACCACACAGAUUGCACAUUCACGUAUCUGGCCCUGCAAAUGGAAUGAUUUUUGCCCAUGAUCAAUUCACCAUGGCCUCUUUGGGCUCAGUGAAUUUGCUUCUUCAGGAGGGUAAUUUUCUCUUCUUUCUCUGCUAAGCUGUUUAACAGUAGUUGCCCUGCCUAAUGGGCUUCAUCCAUCCAUUUCUCUCAGAUCAUUUUCAUGAUGCACUAGGAUGAAGCACACCCUUUCUCCUAAUCUUGAGGAAACGUCGAUAUUCAGAAUAUUUAAACCCAGGCACUGACCAAUCAGAAGAGUUUCUGGCCAACGUUCCACACUUGAGGGAAAUGACAUUAUCUGAGCCCUGAAGAAAAACGUUGUAGAUAUUCUCCAGAUCAAAGCAUCGCCAGGAAGAUUUUAGAUGUUGAAGUUCGUAAUAUUUCCUAAAGCAGGUAUGAAUUACUAGUAACUUAAUAGGUAUAUUAACUGAUGAAGUUUUCAUUUCUCAGAACAAACCAGUCAAGGAAGGUGCUAUUAUACUCCUUUUAUUCAUAUAGAUCUUGAGGCUGAGGCAGUUUAAUCAAUAUGCUAUAAUUAUUGUGUAAUAAUAAAUUACCAUAAACUAGGGGUGCUAUGAUCUCAAUAUUUGUAUCUCCCACUCCCAGAUUCACAUGUUGAAAUCCUGACUCCCAAGGUGAUGGCAUUAGGAGAUGAAAUCUUUGUGAGGUCAUUAAGUCAUGAGGGUAGAACACCGAUGAAUGGGAUUAGUGCCCUUACAAAAGGGGCCCACCAAAGCUCCCUUGUUCCUUCUACUAUGUGAGGACACAUCUAGAAGUUACCAUCAAUGAACCAGAAAGUGGGCCCUCACCAGGCACCAAAUCUGCCAGCACUCUGAUCUUGGACUUCCAGCCUCCUGAACUGUGAGAAAUAAAUUUCUGUUGUUUAUAAGUUACCCAUUUUAUGGUAUUUUGUUAUAGGCACAUGAACUAAGACAAGUGGAUUAAAAACAACACAAAUUAUUAUCUUACUGUCUAGAAAUGAGAGGUUCAAAAUGGCUAAAGUCAGGGUGCCACUGAUAGGGCUGCAUUUCUUUUGGAGGCUCUAGGGAAGAAGCCGUUUCCUUGCCUUUUUCAGCUUCCAGAGGCCACCUGCAUUCCUUAGCUUAUGGUCCCUUGCUACAGCUUUAAAGCCAGCAGCACAGCACCUUCAAAUCUCUCUCUGACAGUGACAUUCCUGCCUUCCCCUAAUAAAGACCCAUGUGAUUAGAUUAGGCCCACCUGGAUUAUCCAAAAUAAUCCCUCUGUCUUUAGACCCUUAACCAUAUCUGCAAAAUGUCUUUUGUCAUGUAAAAUAACAUUCUUACCUCAAGGUUUUGGGAAUUAGCUUAUUAAUGUCUUUAGGGGGUCAUUAUUCUGCUUUCCACAUACAUUUAAAAUUAACUAUCAGGCUACAAAAGUCAUAUAUGAAUUGAGCUUGUUUUGCCCCAAAGCCUGUGUUCUUUUUUUAUUUUUUUUAUUUUUAUUUUUUGAGAUGGACUCUCACUGUUGCCCAGGCAGGAGUGCAGUGGCACAAUCUCGGCUCACUGCAACCUCCGCCUCCUGGGUUCAAGUGAUUCUCCAGCCUCAGCCUCCCAAGUAGUUGGGAUUACAGGUGCGCACCACCACGCCCAGCUAGUUUUUGUAUUUUUAGUAGAGACAAGGUUUUGCCAUGUUGGCCAGGCUGGUCUCCGACUCCUGACCUGAGGUGAUCCACCUGCCUCGGCCUCCCAAAGUGCUGGGAUUACAGGUGUGAGCCAUCACGCCCUGCCAGCUGUGUUCUUUUACAUCAUAAUACACUGCCUUUUAUAUCCCUCACUUAUUCAAUAUCAUUACCAUCCAUCAUGCUGUCACAAACACAAAAACCCAAGAAAAGUGGGAUACAGGUCAUUGAGAAUAAAUAAUUUUUAUAAACUUUUGUUCUUUCUUGUAACUUUUUAUCAGUCAGCUAUUCCAAUGAAGCAAAAUCUGAUAAUAUAUUGCUUUUAUACUACUUAGUUGAGACACUCACAUCUAUUGAAGAGUAAUGGGCACUUUGAAGGGGCUUUUUUCUUUCCUUUUAUAUCCGGUCAAUUAGUCAUUAAUUUCUGCCUCCUAAUAUAGACUCAACUAAAAAAUUAUAUUUUGAAAAAAAUUUAUUUUCUAAAUGAAAUUAAAAUUACUCUGUAUGUGUACUUCUUUUCCUCACACUGGAAUUCUCUAAGGACAGUGUAAAUGCACAUCACUGUAUCUUAUGUGUGGUAUCUUAUGUGUGGUAUCAGCUAUUUAACACAAGGUUGCAUAAGAAAGUAAGCACGACGAUAUGGCUUAGAAGUCAUGAGAUUCACAUAGUUUAAUAUAAAGCUCUUGUGACAAUUGGAGAGUUAUUUUGUCACAUUUCUCCUUUCAUAAUUUAUGCUCCAGCUCUCUCAGAUUUCAGGUGUUUUCCCAACUCUGAGAUAUAUUCUCUUCUCUCUGGGCCUCACUAAAGAAACUAGAAGACUUCCUUCAACUGGAAGACUUCUUCCUCCACCUCAAAUGCCUCACUUUAUUUUUUUUAAUUAAUUAAUUUAUUUAUUUAUUUAUUGUUUUGAGACGGAGUCUCGCUGUUUCGCCCAGGCUGGACUGCAGUGGCACUAUCACGGCUCACUGCAAACUCCGCCUCCUGGGUUCACGCCAUUCUCCUGCCUCAGCCUCCCGAAUAGCUGGGACCAGAGGUGCCUGCCACCGUGCCUGGCUAAUUUUUUGUAUUUUUAGUAGAGACAGGGUUUCACUGUGUUAGCCAGGAUGUAUGUAUUUAUUUAUUUUGAGACAGAGUCUCACUCUGUCGCCCACGUGGUGCAACCUUGGCUCACUGCAACCUCUGCCUCUAGGAUUCAAGCAAUUCUCCUGCCUCAGCCUCCCAAGUAGCUAGGACUACAGGUGCAAGCCACCAUGUCCAGCUAAUUUUUGUAUUUUUAGUAGAGAUAGGAUUUCACCAUGUUGGUCAGGCUGAUCUUGAACUCCUGACCUCAGGUGAUCCACCCACCUUGGCCUCCCAAAGUGCUGGGAUUGCAGGUAUAAGCCACCAUGCCUGGCCUAAAUGCCUCACUUUAUUUAACUAACUCCAGCUCAUUUGAUUGGUACUUUCUUGGGAAAACUUCUUCUGGGUUAAGUGCCCUCAUUAACUGCUCUCCUAAUAAAUUAUUCUACUGCCAUUCACAUCUUGUUACAAUAAGUCAUGUAUACCUACUUAUUUUUCAGUUUCAUAUUAACUUCCUUAAAGAAAGGGACAUUACCCUCAAAGUCCACCUGGCGUGCUGGCUGAAAGAUGUUAAGUUUGAAAAUAUUUGUUAAAGGGUAAAUGAUUAUGUACAUCUUUAGGACUUCAUGAACUUACUUUCAGUUUAGUUUCCACAUAAGGAGAAACUUACAGCAACGUAGAAACCAAGAGAUUGAUAUGAAUAAAUGAUGUGACUAACUCACAAAUACCGUGUCAUUUGAUAUUUGACCUUUAAAGUAGUUUUCAUAUCAGAUCUGUCGGUCAUGGGUUCUAUAGCUUACUGUGAACUUAGACAUAUUAGUUAGUCCCUCACCCAAAAUCAUCUGAAAAAUAAAGGUAAUAUCAGCCUCAUUAGUUAGUUAUGCCAAUUAAAUAAGAACACGUAUUUAAAUCUCAUAUUAAUGUGUAUGGAGCAUAGUAAGCAGUAAUAACCUGGCAUGUUGUCAUGCCAGGCUAGUAACAGUAAAAGUAAUAGUAGUUUCACUGGAAGGUCCAAGAUUAGUGUGGAAAUUCCAAGAUGAUUAGUGUGGAAAUUCCAAGAUUAGUGUGGAAAUUUCAAUUUAUCAGGGUUUACCUUUUGUCCCCUUUAAGCUAACAAUGAAAUUAUAAAAGGAUAUAAAAGGGAUAAGCCUGACAGUUCAUAUCCACUUCUGUGUAUGAUAAUAUAACUGGAGAGACAUCAAACUCAUGCUGAGAACAACUAGAAGAGUUAGAAUUGAAGAAAAAGGAUUUCAUUAAGAUAUUAGAGAGUGUUCAAGGCAACUGGAGGCAGAACGAAGAUUCUGGAAAGGGGCCACAGAGAAGUGAGUCAGCAUUCCAGGAGCCACUCUUCUCUUAGGGGCAUCUUGGCAGUGGGUCAGAUGCUGAGAUUCUGGGGAGAGGGCAGUGGAUACCAGGCAUUUUUUUGGGGGAGAGAAAAAUCUCUUCCUAAAGCACUUGAAGGACCAAAACCCCCAGAGAGGAGAGAGGGCCAAAGAAAUGAGAAAAAUUUUUCUCUCAAGCAAUUUUCAAAUUAUUAAAUUUCACAGGAAAGGAGGUUAGGAAGAACUAUGUGAAAAACAGACUUGAACUUUUGGCAAUCACAUGUUGUUCAGGAGACAAAACCAAAUUCAACUUCCAAGAAAGAGAAGCAGCUUUGAUAGAAAGCAGGUUCUCAGAUGGAAUUACUAGAAGGCUUUAUCAUAGGUCCUAGGACAAACUAGAAAUGAUGAAAUAGUAAAGAAAAAGAUAUAUAAAAUCUUACAGAAACUGGAACUCAGUCCUAAUUCAACUUCAUUUCUAUUCGAUUAAGGCAAUAGCUGUCCAAUCUGGAACUUAUUUCUUAGAGGUAAGAGGGGCUACUGUAUAGAAUUCAAAAGCAGGGAAAAUAUGUUGUCAGAGUUAAGAUAGAGAUUAUAUUUGGGGUAAUGAGCGUUGCAGGACAUGAGUAGGGCACAUAGCGUGUUGGUAUUGUUUUACGUGGUUUUAAGAUAUACUUCAUCUAGGCACUUGUUACAUGUUAUAUUUUUAAUGAAUGUGUUUAGUUGUAUGCUUAUGAUUUGUGCACAUUACUAUAAAUUAUAUUUUAGUAAAAGGUGCCCUUACUGGCAUUUAUAUACAAGAAAUCAACACAUCUGACAAGAAGCUCUUGCUGCUAAAGAGCCUCUGUGCUCCUGGAUCAUGCCAGAGGGAGCACAGAAGCUGCACACCAUUCAAGCCCAUUUUUGAAAAGUUGUAGCAGCCAUAGCAGCAAAUUCCCAAAAUAUCUUGAAGAAAUUGAAAACAAGAUAUUUUUUGAAUGAGCGUAAACUCUUGGGAAUGAAUUUUAAUUUGAGAUUAAAAUUGCUGUUGUCUUUACUUACCUAACAUUCAUUUCCUCUGAGAGCCAACUCCUUCCUUUCAAUAAAUUCUUAUUUUCUAUCAUAAUAUUGCUUUGUACCGCACAAAAUAGAAUUAUAAUUUUUAAUAGUCAAAGAAAUUUUAAGUUAUCAAACAUUAGUUUCUUUCGUAACCAAAAUACUGUUAGAGAAGUAGCUUCAACUUUUUAAAAUUCUUACAAACACCAGUUUAUUCUGUUGUGAUGAGCUGAUUUUUGAAACAAUUUAUGCUUCAUUUGUUCCUCUAGCUAUAUUUAACUUAAAGGCUUGACAUUUUGAGUUACUGGGGCGGUUACACACUGACACGUUUUAGUCGUUGGGCUUUUUUUUUGUUUUGUUUUGAAUCAUUCUUGGGGUUGAAAACGUAGAGACUGUGGUUUAGAUCACUCAUAGAAACUGGAGGCAAAAUGCAUGACAGUAACAAUGUGGAGAAAGACAUUACACCAUCUGAAUUGCCUGCAAACCCAGGUUGUCUGCAUUCAAAAGAGCAUUCUAUUAAAGCUACCUUAAUUUGGCGCUUAUUUUUCUUAAUCAUGUUUCUGACAAUCAUAGUGUGUGGAAUGGUUGCUGGUUUAAGCGCAAUAAGAGCUAACUGCCAUCAAGAGCCAUCAGUAUGUCUUCAAGCUGCAUGCCCAGAAAGCUGGAUUGGUUUUCAAAGAAAGUGUUUCUAUUUUUCUGAUGACACCAAGAACUGGACAUCAAGUCAGAGGUUUUGUGACUCACAAGAUGCUGAUCUUGCUCAGGUUGAAAGCUUCCAGGAACUGAAUUUCCUGUUGAGAUAUAAAGGCCCAUCUGAUCACUGGAUUGGGCUGAGCAGAGAACAAGGCCAACCAUGGAAAUGGAUAAAUGGUACUGAAUGGACAAGACAAGACAGGGUCUUACUCUGUUACCCAGGCUGGAGUGCAGUAGUACCAUCAUGGCUCACUGCAGCCUUGACUUCCCUGGCUCAAGUGAGCCUCCCAUCUCAGCCUCCUGAGUAGCUGGGACUACAGGUUUCCUAUCCUGGGAGCAGGAGAGUGUGCCUAUUUGAAUGACAAAGGUGCC